AUGAGAAAGGGUUCCUGGAAGUUAAUUAUCGAAAGGGUUCCAUCACACAUCACAUGGAUUGACGAGAAUGAAGUCGUUUGUGCGGAUGGACAUGACGGGCAUCUUCAUUGGCUUGGUUAUAUUACUGAGGAGAUGAAUUUAAAAACGAUAGUGGCGUUUGAUUUGGGUUCAGAGACAUUCCGUGAGAUACCUCUUCCAGAUUCUACAGUAGCUUUUAAAUAUGGCCGAUUGGAUGCUUUAGGAGUUUUGGGGGGAAAGCUUUGUGUGAUGUCACGGGAUGAGGAUGUUGGAUGUGUGGUGUGGGUUAUGGAGGAGUAUGGGGUGGCUGAAUCAUGGGUCAAACGUCAUGUCUUUUCACACUUUAUUGGUUAUACCUAUCCAUUUGGAUUCACAUCAGCCAACAAGUUUCUUAUUCAAGAUCAGUAUUCUCGUCUUGUUUUGUAUGAUCCAGUUACAGAAGAGGCUCAAAUUUUGAAGAAUGAUUUUUCAUAUGUAGAAUAUGAAGCAGGUAAAAUCGUGGAGUAUGUCGAUAGUCUUGUUUGGGUAGCACCUGCCAAGUGUGAGAUGGUGGAUGGUGGAGGACAAAAUUGGAAUUGA
This is a messenger RNA of Lactuca virosa, 597 nucleotides long. The record is from the annotation of a GenBank genome assembly. NCBI's taxonomy places the organism in Eukaryota, Viridiplantae, Streptophyta, Magnoliopsida, Asterales, Asteraceae.